GGCUCCUCCUCUUCCUCCACCGGCCACCGCCUCAGCGUCCCGGGAUCUCGGCUCGUAGCCGGCCAUGUAUCGCGUCGCCGGGAGCCAUCUCCGCUCUCUCAAGCAUCAUGGUGCUAGUAGGUUUGCUAGCACAAGUGUUGUCAAACAGUCUUCAGGUGGUCUGUUUAGCUGGCUUCUUGGCGGAAGCUCAACCAAACUGCCCCCUCUUGAUGUUCCGCUCCCAGGAAUUACAAUUCCCCCACCGCUACCAGAUUUUAUCGAGCUACCCAAGACAAAAAUCACUACUCUUCCAAAUGGCAUCAAGAUUGCAUCAGAAACAUCACCGGGCCCGGCUGCAUCGGUGGGCCUGUACAUUGACUGUGGUUCUGUUUACGAAUCACCUUCUUCAUCUGGAGCAUCACAUCUAUUGGAGAGAAUGGCCUUCAGGAGCACAACAAACAGGAGUCACUUGCGGCUAGUUCGUGAGGUCGAAGCAAUCGGAGGAAAUGUAUCUGCAUCUGCUUCUCGUGAACAAAUGAGCUAUACCUAUGAUGCACUGAAGAGUUAUGCACCGGAGAUGGUUGAAGUGCUCCUUGACAGUGUGAGGAAUCCAGCUUUUUUAGAAUGGGAGGUCAAAGAGCAGCUCCAGAAGAUAAAGUCUGAAAUAUCUGAAAUUAAUGAUAAUCCACAAGGUCUACUUUUGGAGGCGCUUCAUUCGGCUGGAUAUUCUGGGGCGCUGGCAAAACCUCUGAUGUCUACAGAAUCCGCUAUAAACAGAUUGGAUAUUCAUACCCUGGAGGAAUUCAUUCAUGAAAAUUAUACUGCUCCUAGGAUGGUUCUUGCAGCAUCAGGAGUUGAGCAUGAUGAGUUGGUUUCAAUUGCGGAGCCACUUCUGUCAGAUCUUCCUGCUGUGAAACGUCACGAAGAACCAAAAUCAGUGUACGUGGGAGGGGACUAUCGUUGCCAAGCAGAUUCUCCAACUACACACAUUGCACUUGCUUUUGAGGUGCCAGGUGGCUGGCGCCAAGAAAAGACUGCAAUGAUUGUGACGGUGCUUCAGAUGCUCAUGGGAGGAGGUGGGUCCUUCUCCGUCGGUGGUCCUGGGAAGGGAAUGUAUUCUCGAUUGUAUCUCCGUGUCUUGAACCACUACGAACAGAUCGAGUCAUUCUCUGCUUUCAACAGUAUCUACAACAAUUCAGGUCUUUUUGGAAUUCAUGCAGCCACUAGCCCAGAUUUUGCAUCGACGGCUGUGGAUUUGGCAGCAGGAGAACUCCUUGAAGUUGCAACUCCUGGAAAAGUUACUCAAGAACAGCUUGAUCGUGCUAAAGAGGCUACCAAGGCUGCUGUUCUGAUGAACUUGGAAUCAAGAAUUGUAGCAUCUGAAGAUAUCGGAAGUCAGGUUUUGACUUACGGAGAAAGGAAACCAAUUGAACAUUUCAUGAGAGCUGUUGAUGAGACCACUCUGAAUGACAUUUCUUCAGUUGCAAAGAAGAUAAUUUCUUCGCCACUUACGCUGGCAUCAUGGGGCGAUGUUAUCCAUGUCCCGAGCUACGAGUCUGUCAGCCGCAAGUUCCAUGCCAAGUGAGCGUCCAGCAAUCAGCGCGCCAGGACCCCGUGGUCAAACAUCUCAGGCCGUAUAAGUGUCCAAUGGCCCUCGGCUGGAAUAAAACGGGUUUUUUUGCUGGAUAGUUAUGGAGAUGAAUAAUCAUACGGCUUUGAUCACU
Molecule: messenger RNA, 1703 nt
Organism: Lolium rigidum
Lineage: Eukaryota; Viridiplantae; Streptophyta; Magnoliopsida; Poales; Poaceae
Product: mitochondrial-processing peptidase subunit alpha-like
Exons: 13
Coding region: 65-1564 (499 amino acids)
Biological process (GO): proteolysis
Cellular component (GO): mitochondrion
Molecular function (GO): metalloendopeptidase activity; metal ion binding
Source: RefSeq, a predicted model, not a curated record